GCCAUCGGAGCCUCAGUGAUAUUUCGUUUCGUUAUUUUUGAGGAGUUCGAGCUUUGGAUUUGAAAAAAAAACAACUUACUUUAAAAUAGUUAAAAAAAAUAGACACACAUCCACCACAAAUAUUCAUAGAUACAUUCUUAUCUUAAAAUCAAUUUAAUUAUAAAAAUUGCUUCAACGGACAGAAAUAAAAGGAUCUCCCGCCAAAAACUCAUAACCAAAGGAUUAUGUGGAUGAAUUAGUUUUAAUUUCUUAAGUGAACAAUCAUCAAUAUAAAGUGUUAAUUUUUUUUGGUCAGAAGUCAGAAUUUUUGUAUCCAACAAAAUCACAAGUGAUAACAUCCUUAAAAUAACUUUUUUUGAAAAAUCCUUGGAAAAAAUGAAGAACCCUGUGGUGAUAUUAGUGCUGUGCUUGUGCAGUUUAACAAAUGCUGUGCCACUUGGAUUAAAGAAGAACAUGGCCAUAAUUCAGGAGCAGGAAGAUCCAAUGCUCAUGAUGGCCACAGAUGAAGAAACAAGGCCAGAACUGAUGAUAUCAAGGCUGAAUCUUCCGAGCAAUGCGACAUCCAUUAGAGCUGACAUCACUGAUGGAUUCUCUUGCGACAACAAGACUUAUGGAUACUAUGCUGAUGUGGAGAACGAGUGUCAAAUCUUCCACGUAUGCUUGCCAGUGACUUACGCUGAUGGUAAGGAGAACACCUUCCGUUGGAGUUUCAUUUGUCCCGAGGAGACAGUGUUCAGUCAGGAAUACUUCACCUGCAUGAGGUCCGAGGACAUGUCUAUUGAUUGCGAGGAAUCAUUCAAGUAUUACGAGCUGAACAGGAACUUUGGUAUGAUUGAACCAGAAGAGGUUCCUGCUGACGAAGACGAGGAAGAAAUGAAUAUGGAAGAAAUGUCCAGGCAACCAAGUCUUGGUGAAGAGGAAACCAACAAGCCAUCGGUCGAAGGUGUUCCCGUGAAGAAGCAAACAGUUAAAGUACAAAACUCAAACCGUAGGAAAACUCAAGCUAAUCGCGUUACCAUUGAGGCGCAACGGAAAAAGGUUCAACCUUUGAGGAGGUUACCUAAGCCAGUUGUUACUACUACUACUACAAAGCCCAUUGUUGAAGAAUCGCCAAUUGUAGAACAAGAAGUAGAGAGAACAACAAUCAAAUAUCAAAGGCUAACAAAGAGACCAUCAAUAGCUGCUGUCAUCCCAGAACAACCAAAACCAGAAGAGCAAAAAGUUGAAAAGGAAGUUGUUCGUCAAGACCUAUUUGCCCAGAAGAGAAAACGUCCACAAAUUUUCUUCCCAUCAAGAUUUGAUACAUCUGUGCAGGCCGAUUCCGAAUCGAAACCUCUUCCAUACCUAAAGACCGACAUUUUUCUACAGAAACCUGAACCCGAACCAGAGACUGUUGUUCAAAAUCAAGCUGCUGAAUCUCAAGCGCAAGCAUCAGAAAUCAACGUAGUAAGCGUUAAGCCACAUGAUGUUUUAAAACCAGUCCUGUCCGAGAAGGUUGAUGCAGUUUCAAUUGAGAAGAAGGCACCAGCAGCUCCUGUGUUUGUUCCCAUCAAAGAAGAAACUCAACCUAUCAUAGAAGAACAUAAGUCUGAAAUUGCUUCUCUGCCUGUAAAUAUUCCAAGUCGAGUUGAAGUUGUUGAGAUUCCAAUUCAAAAGAUCGAUGAACCAGUAGUUGCGGAGGGAUCUGCUGUUUUGGCGAAAACUCCAGAAGUACCAGCUCCCCAAGAAUCAAAACCAAUAGUUAGUGUUUCUGAAGAGUCUAUCAAAACCGAAGAAGUACAACUACCUGCUGAGGAAAGCCUUCUGAAGAAGAUCAUUGCGCAAGCUGCCGAAAAGAUAGUUGAAUCUGAGAAACCAUCAUCAGAUGAGGAAAAGACUUCUGUUCUAGAUUCAGAACUUGCUCCACUAGAUGAACCUGAAGAAUCUUUGCAAAACCUAAAGUCAGUUGAUCUCCCAAAGCCCACAGAGCCAGAGAAAACCGUAGAAACUAUUACAGAAACUAAGGUUCAAGAGCAAGCUUCCUCGUCUGAUGAAAUUCCAUCACUUGAAAAGUCAGAAGAAUCCGUUGAUGAAGUUAAGCCUGAGGUUUUACUAAAGGUGGAAACUCCCGCCGUUUUCGAGAAGAAGCCAGAAGAGGUCUUCAUUGAUUCCAAGCUCAAGGAUUUGUCUAAACCUAUUGUUUCAGUCGAAGAAUCCGCGUUGGUCGAAGAUCAAACCCCAGAAAAACCAGAAGAAGCCCAAACAGUAUUAAAAUUCAAUGCUCCAGAACCUGAAAUACUAGAACCUGAAGUAGAAAAGCCAAAAGACAUAACCGAGAACGAAAAACUCGAAGUAACAGAGCCUGAAAUCUUAGAAGCACAGCCUGAAAAACUUAUUGAGGUUGAAACAUCUGCCUCAGAACCUCAAGUUGUCCCCAAGUCUGAAAUUAGUGAAGUAAAACCUGUUGAACCUAUUGUGGAGGAAGCCCCUGUUUCACCAGAUAUGCCAUUGAAAGAUGAAACACCCAUCGUCCCUGCUCAGCCUACGGUCGUUGAAAUUUCUGAUCCUCAAGUAGCCCCUCAAAAUCUUGUUGAAGAAUUUACUCAAAGUGAAGAAAAACCAGCUGAAGUUGAAGCAUCUUCAUCAAAUGAAGAGGUUGCCAAAGUUGUAGAAAGCAUUCCUGAAGUUAAACUGGAACUCCCAGUUGAUACGAGUUCAAAGCCUUUGGAAAGUCUAAUUGAACCUGUCAAGGAAGUAAGUCCUCAAGAGCUAUUUUCUUCUGAAGUCCAAGCUGAAAAAUCAAGUGAAGUUCUGGCUGAAGAAAAAAUUCCUGAAGUUCAAUUUAGUGAAAGUGAAAAAGAGGCUACACAAGCUGCCACCGACAACGAAGAAGCUCAAUCCCUCAUUUUGGACUUCAUCUCAAGCCUAGUUAACUCAGAAAAUUCGAACUUUGAUGAUCAAAGUGCCAUUAUCAAAGAAAUGUCAUCAGACAGUUUGCCCGAAGCUUCCAUUCCUGAACCUGUUGUAGCUGAAGUCGAACCCGAAGCUGAACCUGAACAAGCAAAAAUACAAUCUCAAGACGAUCAAAUCAACCCGCUUUACAUCCCCAUGAUGCCAAGCAAUGAACAAAUGUACCAAAUCCCAGUUCAAGUAAUUGAAACUCCUGAGCCUGAAUCAGUUCCUGCAGUUUCGGUCCCAGUAGCUGCAGAACCUAAGCUUCCACUUAGUGUUGAUGAUGUUGUUGAACUUGUCAAAGAAUCUUUAGAUGCUCCAUCUGAAAAAGAAAGUCUUGUCCAAGAACCAUCUAAUGAUGAUCCCAUCUCUCAGCCAGAUUCGGAAGAAGUCAAGCCAAUCUAUCACAGAUAUAUUGAGCUUGGCUCAAAUCUCCUGAAAUCAGAAGCUCUGACGGCUUCCGAUGAUGAGCCUGUUGUGGUUCCAACAGUAAAUGAAGAUACAAUUGCAGAAAAGCAAGAAGCUUCCCCAGAAUUGCCAAAGACUAGCGAAAAACUUGCUGAACCCGAAACGCUUGCCUCGAAACCUAAUGCUUCAUCUGAAGUGCAUGCCGUAGAAAGCGAGAAACUUGCAGUUGUUGAAGACAAGCCCGACUCACAGCUUUUGAUCGAAAGCCCCAAGGAAGGACGAAGCUUGAAUCGUUUCAAAAUGGAUCCAAGAAAGCGAAGGUUCCUCUUCAGGUCCGAUGCUAGUUAGACUGAUUCUAGGUUAAUGAACAAGAACACCACAAUACGAAAACAAAUACAUGAAUAAAGAACACACAUUCAACCACAACACCAUCACUACCCAGCGAAGCCAUUAAUUCACCUAAAAACAAAAACAAAAUGGCGAAUUCAAUAAUAUAUACUAAUUUUUUAAAUAUUUGAAAGAAAACAUUUAUGAUUAAGUUUAAGAAUCUUAAUUUUCUUUGCUUUAUUUUGUCGCCCUCAUUUGCAUAUUAUUUUGUUGAACGAAAAUAAUAGAGAAAUUGAAAAUUUCAAGUAAUGCAGCAAAAUUUAGGUUGAUUAUGAUUCAUUCAUUUAAUUUUAAAAUUUAAUUUUUUUUAAUAUUAUUGAUUUUAAAAAUGAAAUUCUUGACCUGAAUUUUGUCCAUAAUAGAUUUAAUUUUUAUUGUGACAGAAGCGAAUAAUAGAAUAUUUUUGUUUCAUUGUUUUAUUUCGUAAAAUUAAUUUUAAGUCGAGAGAUUUGAAUGCGAAAAUAUAAAUAAAUUAUUGUUUAAAAAAAAAUUACGUG
Messenger RNA from Eupeodes corollae, 4223 nucleotides. Its product is annotated as titin homolog. Gene Ontology annotation, cellular component: extracellular region. The record is from RefSeq and is a predicted model, not a curated record. The transcript is spliced from 3 exons. Gene Ontology annotation, molecular function: chitin binding. Lineage: Eukaryota; Metazoa; Arthropoda; Insecta; Diptera; Syrphidae. Bases 376 to 3687 code for a protein of 1103 amino acids.